Messenger RNA from Miscanthus lutarioriparius, 522 nucleotides. Lineage: Eukaryota; Viridiplantae; Streptophyta; Magnoliopsida; Poales; Poaceae. The record is from the annotation of a GenBank genome assembly.
AUGGAGAAAUACUAUGCUAAAAAGAGAAGUGCCAAAACUAUAGAGAGCCGGGUUGAGCAAAAAAGACCAUGGAUUGAACUUGAUAUGAGAGAUAUAGUUGCUGAUCUAGGAGACAGGAAGCCAUUUGAUGAUUUUCAUCAUGACAUUAGGGAUGAGGCAAGGAGAGCAUAUCUACAAAUAGGUCCAUAUAGGCCAGCUGAUCAUAAGUUUCAAAAAACAGAAAAAGAUGGUAAAGGCCAAACAAGAGGAUUUGUUGGAUCAUGGUUUGAUCAAUUUGAUUGGUUAGAGUACAGUGUAGCCAAGGAUGUAGCUUAUUGCUUUUAUUUCUAUCUCUUUAAGCCACAACAAGCUGGGUUUCAUAGUAAUGAUACAUUCACCAAAGUUGGGUUUAGAAAUUGGAAGAAUGCAAAUGAUUCUUUCAAGGAGCAUGCUCAAUCAAUUGAUGGCUUUCAUAGUAAUGCAAGAAAGCGUGCACUUGAUUUCAAAAAUCAGAGGCAAAGUGUUGAACAUGUUUGUCAAUGA